AUGCUCACGAGGCGAUUCUGCAUCGGAGGGUUGGUUUGCUUAGCCGCUGCACUAUCCAGCGUCGCGGACGAGCCGGGUAGAGAACUCCAAGCGGGGAAUCUGUGCCGCGAGGAGUCAGCAUCGUGCCUUGCGCUGGACGAUCUUUCGGGUAUCCCCUCGCCCGACAACGACGAGUUACCACGAACAGGUUCCACUGGACGGUGGGCUGAACGAAGGAGCAACAAACGAAAACGACAAGUUGGGUUCUCCCACGAAGAUGUCGCUGGAGACGAGUCUCUUCAACCCUUUUUGCAGGCGUUCAAGGAUUCGUUGUCAGGAACAAGGAAAGACGUUGCGAGUCAGGUCGAACAAGAGGACUCUGUACCUGCCACGAACCCAACGGUAUCAUCAGUGGAAGGAGACGAGGUCACGACUACUGUGAUAUCGAGACGUGCUCUCGCAGGCACCGAACAAGCCGAAGAUCCGACGUUUUUCCCCGACGGCGGCACUUACCACGAACCGAUUGCGGUGUCCUUGGUGUCCGAUGACAGCGCCGUUGUGUACUACACAACCGAUGGAACGGUGCCCGACGGGACCUCAACGUUUGUGACUUCCAGCGAGCUCAUCGUUCUGGAAGAAUCAGUUACGAUCCGAGCCAUAGCGGCCUUUCAGGGAGAAGAUUUCGAUGCUCGUUCGUCGGCAGAAGUGGAAGCGAGCUUCGUCGUGUACGUCGCAGGCAAGUGCGGGCACGCCUACUUCGUACCGCAUUUCACGAGCUCCGGUUACUCCGGGAACGUGGUGGAAGUUGAGCUCCAGACCGACAGACUGGGAAGCGUUCGUCUCCACGGGGUGGUGACGGACUUCGCCGACUUUUACUCUGAUGGCGGAGUUGGGCCUUACACCGGACAGGUGAUAAGCAGCGACCUUACGGCCGAGGGGGAUAGCGGGCUGGCCGGUUACUGGGGGGGCUUCAGCGGAGACGUGGACGGAGAAAUGUUUGGGUUUCUGAGCCCCCUCUUCGACGGAGAAGAUUUCCACGGCAAGGCUGUACAGAUUCGCCUCGACGGCUUCGGAGGGACAAACACUACGCGUUUCUGUGGCUCGUCGGAAGGAGUUCUAGAGUCCAAUGCCACCUGCACGUACAAUGUGGUUGAUCUGGAAGACGUUGAUCCUGACCUGCGAGGGUUCAGCGGAGGGUUCCUGCACGCUUCAAAGGCGUACUUCGUCCCUUCUUACAACGGCCGGGGGGCGGGGGCGAAAUUUGUGCGGGUUGAUGCCAGCAACUUCUCGAGCAACAGCGUCGAGGUGCUCGACCUCCACACGGUGGACCCCGAGGUGGGGGGUUUCUUCGGGGGCUUCGCGUGGGAAGGGUACGGGUACCUCGUCCCGUGCAGGUCGUUCCAGGGCCCCGUCGGCGGAGUGAACACGAACCUUAGUGCAGACGGUUUCGCGUGGUCCUCGUCGUUUCUCGGAUCCGACUCGACCGGGAGGGGGAGUGGUCAAAAGGCAGGCAGGCUGCAGCCGGCCUACUCGGGCAAGCUGGUUCGGGUGGACCUGUCCGACUUCUCGUCUUCAGGGGUGCAGGUGUUGGACCUGACCGAGGUCGACCCUGAUCUUCGGGGAUUCACAGGGGGCUUCGCCGCGGGGCACUGGGGUUUCUUGGUGCCGUUCAAGAACAAGGAGGCAGAUGGAGAGUUCUCGGGCAAGAUGGUCCGCUUCGACCUGCGCACCUUCGACCACGCCAGCGUAACGGUACGCGAUCCUCUCGCCGUACGCCAACGGAAACACGACGGGAAACUACCGCGGCAGGUCGCAGUUUAG
Messenger RNA from Ectocarpus siliculosus, 1800 nucleotides. Lineage: Eukaryota; Phaeophyceae; Ectocarpales; Ectocarpaceae. The record is from the annotation of a GenBank genome assembly.